Monosiga brevicollis MX1 is the source of this 2550-nucleotide messenger RNA. RefSeq lists its product as uncharacterized. The annotation marks the transcript as partial. The record is from RefSeq and is a predicted model, not a curated record. Gene Ontology annotation, molecular function: ubiquitin-protein transferase activity. The transcript has 12 exons. NCBI's taxonomy places the organism in Eukaryota, Choanoflagellata, Craspedida, Salpingoecidae.
GUUUUCAGCUGGGGCAACACGCGUGACGCUGAGCUUGGUUACGUGGCCAAUCAACCCGUUGAGAGUCCACAAAUCAACACCCUUCUUAGCCGCCUCAAUCCCACGCACAUUGCUCUGGGCCAGCGCGGUACUUUUGUCAUUGACGGCGAGGGGCGGCUCUGGUCCUGCGGAUCGCAUACGCGCCCACAAAACGAUGUCAAAUCCUUUUUGGGCCAUGCCGAGUCCAGUCUGGCUCUCGUGGAGGGGCUUGAGAGCGAGCGCUUCAUCCAAGUGAGUGCCACCAGCCAUGUGCUGGCUGUCACCCUACAAGGCGAAGUCUAUUCCUGGGGCUCCAACUCGUACAAGCAACUCGGCCGCGACGGCGUCAACAACCGCCCCAUGAAAAUCACUGCCCUCGAGGGCGAGGAGGUUGUGCAGGUCUGCGCCGGUGGGCAUCACAGCGCCGCCGUAUCCAAAGCCGGCAACCUCUACACCUGGGGCCGGGGCGGCUAUGGCCGCCUUGGUCACGGUACCUCAGAUGAUGUCAACGUCCCCACACGCGUUGCUGCCUUUCCCGAGGGCAUCCGUGUGGUGCACGUGGCAUGUGGCCUGGGAGAUGCCCAUUCCAUGUGCGUGACUGAGGACGGGCACAUCUACAGUUUUGGCGAUGGGGAUUUUGGCAAAUUGGGUCAUGGUACCAAUGAUCGUCGUCGUCAGCCCGAGCGCAUUGACUUUGACAUCGUCAAGGUGGUGUGUGGUUCAAGCACCAGCGCCGCCAUUUCUUUAUCCGGUGCUCUCUACGUGUGGGGUGGUGGACGGCGCUAUCGCCUUGGGACCGGUACUGAGGCAGUCAUUUGGCAACCUCGGACGGCACACGCGUUGAACACGCACAAGGUGGUUGAUUGUGCUUUGUCUUCGGAGCAUGGCGUCGCCGUCACAGAUCGCGGCGAAGUUUUCGUGUGGGGCGCCAAUGACCACGGUCAAUUGGGAGCGGAUGCCGGUUCUGAGAAGACGAUUAUCGCGCCUCGCGUCAUCAAAUUGCCCGGCGAGUUUCCCGCCGUGAAUCGUGUCCACUGUUUUCCAUACGGCACACUGUCCUGGUCGCCUUCCCGCCUGAGCGACGCGCAUGAGACGAUCAAAGCCGCACCAGCGGUGUACCAGCAUUUGCAGGGUGUUGAUGUCGAUGCCCUGCGGCGCCGCGCAUACAUUCUGGAGUACGCGUCCAGUCUGCUGCUCCCACUUCUCCCUUUCUUCGAGUUGAAUGUACAAGCCUUGGGGGGUCGCGAGCCCAGUUUGGCCCUUGGCGGUAGUGCCGAGGGCCUCCGGACGCUCCAGUCUUACAUCGCCUUUGGCCAUAAGGAACGACUGCUCAAGUCCAUCCUGCAGCGCACGACAGAGACCACGGCUCGCGUUACCAUAACAUUGAACCGCGUGCAAAUUCAGCGGACGCCCGAGGGGCUGGCAGGGCCUGAUGGCAGCCAGUCCGUGUUUGCGCAAGCGGCUCGAGAGCUCCGUUCGGUGGACCAGAGCGUGUUUCUUGCUUCCUCGCGCUGCUGGAAAGUCAAGUUUCGCGGGGAAGGUUUGGAUGAUGCCGGCGGUGGAUUUAGCGAGUCGAUCUCUGAAAUGUGCGAGGAGCUACGUAAUCACUCUGUGCCGCUGCUUAUUCCAACGCCCAAUGGCCGCGACGAGGCUGGCGACAAUCGCGACGCCUUUCUGCUUAACCCAACUUCAGACAGCGCCUACCACCUCCAGCUUUUUGAAUUCCUGGGCACGCUCAUUGGCAUCGCAAUUCGCACCUCAAGCCCAAUCACCUUGCAGUUGGCACCGUGUGUUUGGCGUCUCAUCGCCGGCUUGAACCUGACAAUUGGUGACCUCAAGGAAGUGGCUGCCAAUUACGUUGCCACGCUUGAGUUUAUCACUGUCUCGCCAGCCGAUGUGUUUGAACAAUGCGACUUUCCCACGACCACCCCGAGCUCGCUUGAGGGUGUCGACUAUCAGGUGGUGCCAGGGGCGCGCUUGACCUUGGCCCGACGCGAUGAAUACGUGCGCCGCUCCUUAGAGCUCCGCCUACAUGAAUUUGAUCGUCAAGUCGCAGCCAUCCGUCGUGGCUUGGCUCGAGUCGUGCCUUUGCCCGUCAUUUCCCUUUUCUCCGCCGACCAACUGGAGUCGCUCGUCUCUGGCGGGCAGCACUUUGAUCUUGAGUUGCUGCGCUGGAUGACAAAGUACAAAAAUUGCGAAGCCUCGUCACACCAUGUGAGCUGGUUUUGGGAAACGAUGGCUGCCAUGACGCCCGAGGAGCACAGCCUCUUCCUUCGCUUUGUUUGGGGUCGCACGCGCCUGCCGCGAACCGAGGCCGAUUUCGCCGGCAAUCAGUUUAAGCUCCAGGCAAGUCUUGGUGGUGCUGAUGCAGCGCUGCCAGAGGCUCUAACUUGCUUUUUCCUGCUCAAGCUUCCUCGGUAUUCAUCGCAACAGGUCAUGUCCAGAAAGCUGCGUUACGCCAUCACUCAUUGCAAGGCCAUUGAUUCGGAUGCCUAUGCCCGCACCAAUUUGGCGGACGAAGCACCAGCUGCA